This is a messenger RNA of Penicillium roqueforti, 441 nucleotides long. RefSeq lists its product as uncharacterized. The transcript has 2 exons. The record is from RefSeq and is a predicted model, not a curated record. The coding region runs from base 1 to 441 and encodes 146 amino acids. Lineage: Eukaryota; Fungi; Ascomycota; Eurotiomycetes; Eurotiales; Aspergillaceae.
AUGGAAGAACUCAAUGAUCAGCAGUUGCUACCCUUCGUGAAAUAUUCCAAGAAAGACAGAAUACCAGACACACCCCACCUCACGCUCAAAAUUGAAGGAGAUUCAACUGCUGACGUGGGGGUGGACGACCCAAUUUACAAAAUCCCUUUCACAAUCACUCAGGCUGCAGAUGAUCCCCAAACACGACCAUGCAUCAUUCAUUUGAACCCCCUCGAAGACAGCUGUGGUCCGUCGGGUACGAUAUUGCUUUACCAUCAAACUGACAGCCAUGGAACGCACAGCCUGGAGCUCAAAGAGGUAGAAGACCCAAAACUGCCUAUAAAGCUCCUCAUUCCACGAGAAGUAACCGCAUUGGAUCCUUGCUUUAGGGAGCUCAUCCCGGGUAGUAUGGGUUUUUUGCAAGGCACCUUGCCGUGGAACUCGGCUAGCCUGAUGUCCUGA